This is a messenger RNA of Lytechinus pictus (painted urchin), 2649 nucleotides long. RefSeq names its product 26S proteasome non-ATPase regulatory subunit 14. Gene Ontology annotation, molecular function: protein binding; metallopeptidase activity; proteasome binding. Bases 110 to 1045 code for a protein of 311 amino acids. Lineage: Eukaryota; Metazoa; Echinodermata; Echinoidea; Temnopleuroida; Toxopneustidae. The transcript has 7 exons. Gene Ontology annotation, cellular component: proteasome regulatory particle, lid subcomplex. Gene Ontology annotation, biological process: protein deubiquitination; proteasome-mediated ubiquitin-dependent protein catabolic process. The record is from RefSeq and is a predicted model, not a curated record.
UAGCUCCCUCUACGUUUCGUACAUGCAAGGAACAAAAUUUACACGACUCAUGCCAAAAAUCGGUGUCUGAAAAGUUCAUUAGUUGAAAUCACCAAGACAGACUCCCACAAUGGACAGGUUACUUAGACUAGGAGGAGGUAUGCCAGGCCUUGGGCAAGGCACCACACCCAGCGAUGGACCCGUUGUUGAUACUGCAGAACAAGUGUACAUAUCAUCUCUUGCUCUUUUGAAGAUGUUGAAACAUGGUAGAGCUGGUGUACCUAUGGAAGUUAUGGGUCUUAUGUUGGGAGAAUUUGUUGAUGAUUACACAGUCAGAGUCAUUGAUGUCUUUGCUAUGCCACAAUCAGGAACAGGAGUGAGCGUAGAAGCAGUAGAUCCUGUAUUCCAAGCCAAGAUGUUGGACAUGCUGAAGCAGACAGGUCGUCCAGAGAUGGUGGUUGGAUGGUAUCACUCCCAUCCCGGGUUUGGAUGCUGGUUAUCGGGUGUUGACAUCAACACACAGCAGAGCUUUGAGGCCCUAUCAGACAGAGCAGUGGCUGUUGUGGUCGAUCCCAUUCAGAGUGUCAAAGGAAAGGUUGUAAUAGAUGCAUUCCGAUUGAUCAACCCUAACAUGAUGGUGCUGGGACAGGAGCCUAGGCAGACCACAUCAAAUCUUGGUCAUUUACAGAAGCCAUCCAUUCAAGCCUUGAUCCACGGCCUCAACAGACAUUACUACUCAAUCGCUAUCAACUACAGGAAAAAUGAAUUAGAACAAAAGAUGCUGUUAAAUCUUCAUAAAAAGAGCUGGAUGGAUGGAUUGACAUUGAAAGAUUACAAUGAACACUGCAAACUGAACGAAUCAACAGUCAAAGAGAUGUUAAACCUAGCCAAGGUUUAUAACAAGGCUGUAGAAGAGGAAGACAAAAUGACGCAAGAGCAACUCGCGGUGAAGAACGUCGGCAAGCUGGACCCUAAGCGCCAUCUUGAGGAGAGGGUGGAGGUACUUAUGACGUCGAAUAUCGUUCAGUGCCUUGGUGCUAUGCUGGAUACGGUUGUGUUUAAAUAGUAUAUAACCAACUGCCGUCUCAUGUAAAUAUCUCUUGUAGGCUUGUGAAACUAUUAUUAUUAUUAUUGAUCAGUAAAGUGUCAGAAAAUCUAUUUACUACUGGUCAUGUUAAUGUAACUGAUGUUUUUGUGCACCAAUGAAAUUUGAGGAUAUUUCACCUGUGGUGAUCAGUAUCAAUUAUGUAAAGUCCCCAGUUUUCGGUCUUCUGAAAUGUAAAUUCCAUGUUUUCAGUCUUUUUAACAUCAUAGUUUGUGUUCUCUAAUGACAAGUACUGUACAAAACAUGAUAAAGCAAUUGGAAUUCAUGAAAUCUUAGAAAAGCAUAAGUUUCCAUUGUAAUGUACAUGCACUGCAUUAAGUAGAUAAACAAGGAGAUCACAUCCUAAAAUCUGCAAUCAGGUUAGGUUGGCAGAUUUUUCAAUUAUGUACUGUUUUGUUUAUUGGGUUAUUGCAUGAUUUUCAAUUUUCUGCUUUGUAAUUCAUAUUUUUUGCCUAAAAAUUGUAAAUUCCAUGAAAUCAUUACAUUUUGUGUAUCAUGGAAAACUGGGGACUCUACCUUAAAGGCAUGUGAUUGUCAUGAAGGGUGAUCUGAUAUAUCAGAUUGAAAAUUGAAACAAAUCACAUGCUCCAAUGUAAGAGAUUUAGGUGAUGUUACAACGUGGAAGGCAAUUUUAUUGUUCAAUUGAGAUUAAACUCACCGCUAGUGUAAGAGGUUUAAGAAUUCAUGUAGAAUUUGAGUAAUAUUACAGACACUAGUUUGCAUAUAUAUGGUCAUGUUUAAAAGAAUUGUCCACAAAUUUUUCCUUUGAGUUCAAAAGAUUUUUCUGUAGAGUCUUGAAACUCGCAAAACAUCACAGAGUUAUCUAUUAAGUCCAAGUAGUCACAAUACUUACACACUUAUUCCAGUUAAAGCUUUUUUUAGCUACAAGAGGAAUUGUAUGCCAAUAACAGACAAUACCUAUGUUUGUUGUGACUAUUGUGAAUCUUCAAAGUUUACCAAAGACACAUGUUACAUGACUGGUUUCCAGCACAUUGCUACUGACUUAUCUAAUGACAAUGAUAAGCAGGGCAUUGUAUUUCAGAGUAAUAUAAGCUCAUUGCAGGCUUCUGAAUGCAGAAAAAUGUGUAUUCUCGUUAAGAAAACAAUAAAUAGUGGAAAAGAUAGCCAAAUUCACACAGAAUAUAAGGUUUGACUAAAUAGAGAAAAAGUAAGCAAGCAUAACGGUGCAUAUUUCAUAAAAAUUAAGGUGUAGGCAUUUUGAAGUUAUACAUUAUUUCAUAUGAUGGUCACGCAUAUUGAACAAUGUUUCAUGAAAUGUGCAUAUCGAAAAACUCAUAUUUUGAUGAAAUUUUAACUCUUAUUCUCAUAUAAGUUGUCUUAGUUUUCCCAACUAAACUUCAAUUCUGUGAGGAAUUGACUUUUGAAGCAGUUAAUUGUAAAACUUUUGAAUCCCAGACAGCGCUUCUGCAAAUUGUCCAUCUAAGACAAAAUCACUUGUAAAGGAUUUUGUGGCAAUGUUUUCAUAAAAAAUAACUAAUUACAUGUAUGUUUGUAAUGUUUCAUUAUGUAAAAAAUAAAAGAUGUUCAUAAUGUACAAUGUAAAA